GAUAUGCCUCCAUUGAAGCUUAUGCAUAUAUUUCUGCGGCAUUUAGCUGAACUGCAUAAGCUUUCCCUACUCUGACCUCUUGCCGUCAACCAUGGUGAACGUUCCAAAGACCAAGAAGACAUACUGCAAGUCCAAGGAGUGCAAGAAGCACACCUUGCAUAAGGUUACUCAGUACAAAAAAGGAAAGGAUAGUCUUGCUGCUCAAGGAAAGCGUCGUUAUGAUCGCAAGCAAUCUGGUUAUGGUGGACAGACCAAGCCUGUCUUCCACAAAAAGGCCAAGACCACAAAGAAGAUUGUCUUGAGAUUGCAAUGCCAGGGAUGCAAGCAUGUUUCACAACAUGCAAUCAAGCGUUGCAAGCAUUUUGAGAUUGGUGGAGACAAGAAGGGGAAGGGAACAUCUCUCUUUUAAAUUGCAAGUUUUGGGAAAUCAGAUGUUUUUUUUUUCCCCUUUGUGCUAUGUCAUCAUGGUUGUUUAAGUCAAACAAUUUAGCUUUGCAGAUUUUGUUGGUUCCAUUGUAAUGGUCAGAGUUUUGUAGUUGACGUUUAUCAUGAUUGUUAUUCUAUUCUAAUUUUGUGGAUCUCAAAUUCUGUUAUUAUACUUAUGUCUCGUAGUGCUUCAGUG
Ipomoea nil (Japanese morning glory) is the source of this 622-nucleotide messenger RNA. Its product is annotated as 60S ribosomal protein L44-like. The record is from RefSeq and is a predicted model, not a curated record. Gene Ontology annotation, molecular function: structural constituent of ribosome. Gene Ontology annotation, cellular component: ribosome; cytosolic large ribosomal subunit. Bases 92 to 409 code for a protein of 105 amino acids. The transcript is spliced from 4 exons. Lineage: Eukaryota; Viridiplantae; Streptophyta; Magnoliopsida; Solanales; Convolvulaceae. Gene Ontology annotation, biological process: translation.